Messenger RNA from Cavia porcellus (domestic guinea pig), 1016 nucleotides. RefSeq names its product methyltransferase 5, N6-adenosine (gene Mettl5). Gene Ontology annotation, molecular function: nucleic acid binding; rRNA (adenine-N6-)-methyltransferase activity. The transcript is spliced from 7 exons. The record is from RefSeq and is a predicted model, not a curated record. Gene Ontology annotation, biological process: rRNA methylation. Lineage: Eukaryota; Metazoa; Chordata; Mammalia; Rodentia; Caviidae. The coding region runs from base 328 to 954 and encodes 208 amino acids.
UGCGCGCACGCCUAGGGGCGCUUCCGGCACGCCUGGCGGUACUACUGGUUUCCCGGUCCUCAGGGCCUCUGAGCGAGGGACUCUGCAGCAUCCCCUCCCCGCGCCGCCGCGAGCUCCCCGGGGGUAUGAGGGCAGCGCGGGACACUUUGGAGGCGGGCCCGAGGCUGCUUGUGUGUCCCCGCCUUUCCUGUCCGGUCCCCGGGAAGUGGCACUGAAAAAGGGUGGGAAAAGGGAGUAGGAAAAAAGAUCCGGUCAGAUUGCUGUGCAGAUACAGUGAGGUUAAUCCCUGUGAGCACGUAGAAAAAAAAGAAGAAAGAAAGAAAGAAAAUGAAGUUAAAGCUUAAAGAACUAGAGAGUCGUCUGCAACAAGUGGAUGGAUUCGAAAAACCCAAGCUACGUCUAGAACAGUAUCCGACCCGGCCGCACAUUGCAGCUUGUAUGCUGUAUACAAUCCAUAACACAUAUGAUGACAUUGAAAAUAAAGUGGUUGCAGAUCUAGGAUGUGGUUGUGGAAUGCUUAGCAUUGGAACUGCAAUGUUAGGAGCAGGACUGUGUGUUGGAUUCGACAUAGAUGAAGAUGCACUCGAAAUAUUUAACAGGAAUGUGGAAGAGUUUGAAUUAACGAAUGUUGAUAUGGUUCAGUGUGAUGUAUGCUCAUUAUCUAACAGAAUGGCCAAGUCAUUUGAUACAGUGAUUAUGAAUCCUCCCUUUGGAACCAAAAAUAAUAAAGGGAUAGAUAUGACUUUUCUUAAGACUGCUUUGGAAAUGGCAAGAACAGCAGUGUAUUCUUUACAUAAAUCCUCCACUAGAGAACAUGUUCAGAAAAAAGCUGCAGAAUGGAAAAUCAAGAUAGAUAUUAUCGCAGAGCUUCGAUAUGACCUGCCAGCAUUAUAUAACUUUCAUAAAAAGAAAUCAGUGGACAUUGAAGUGGAUCUAAUUCGGUUUUCUUUUUAAAAGCUUCCAAAGACAAAAAGCAGCUUAAAACCUAAGAUGAAUAAAAAAUAUUGUUUACUAAA